Durusdinium trenchii is the source of this 924-nucleotide messenger RNA. NCBI's taxonomy places the organism in Eukaryota, Dinophyceae, Suessiales, Symbiodiniaceae. The record is from the annotation of a GenBank genome assembly.
GACUUUGAUGGGCGACUUCCUCAAUGGAAAUCGACAUUCCCGGACUAUGAUUGUUGGAAUGACUUUUUGGAACCGGAAGAUCCUGUAAAUUGGAAAGACUUGAGGUUGCAGGUUGAACAAGAUGAGUUGCCUUCAUGGAGAAAAGUGGUUGCAGAGCGACUGCAAGAAGUCCACUUUGUCCAGGCUUAUGAAACUUUAGCCGACCAACGGCUGCCUCCGUGCUUCCUGGGCAUCUUGUUUGCAGCCGCAGUUCGUUUUGGCCAUUGCAGCGAGGAGGAGGCAGAGAGUUGUACGGCUUCCGAGACGGAGCUUCUUUCGCAGGUCAUUCAAGAGAUCUUUCGCAGCACACGUUUGACUCUGGAGCUUCUGCUUGGCACCCGUUGGCCGGUCUUGGCUGCGCUGGAUAGCAUCAGGCUUCCCGCGUACUACGAUGAUCCCGAGCUGAGCUGCACAGAGAUUCAGGAGCCUGCCUUGGACUGGUUGCAGUUACGUCAAGCUUUGCAGGCACCUGACUGGUUUCAUGAGGCCAAACACCUCGUUUACCGGAGAAGCUUCCAGGCGAACUGGCUGGCCGGCAUGGAGGAGUGCACGUAUGGCUUUGCGCUGGUGUCCCUUUGGAAGCUGGCUGUUUGUGCGGAGACGCAGGCUGAAUGUGUCAACCAGUAUGCUGUGAUCAUUGACAACAUGUUUCGCGAACGUGACUGGCAAGAGAUUGCCUGCAAUUCGUGGGGUAUGUUUGGAUUUCUUGAUCGAAUUCGAGCUCCACUGAAGCGGCAUGAGUUCCGACUGGACUUCCUGCCCUCCGAGCUCCAGGGUGCUUUCCCGUUGCUGGAGAGACCGCUCUGGGGCGCUUCAGAACCAAGCCCUGGCUGCCUCGGGACGUUUCGUGGGGCUUUUCUUCGCAGGUUUGACACGUUCUUGUGA